AUGAGAGGGUAAGGUGCCUGCAGCAAGAUGGAUGUGGGCAGCAAGGAGGUCUUGAUUGAGAACCCGCCGGACUACUCGGCAGCUCCCCAGGGCCGUUUCGGCCUCCCCUGCUUCCCUUCGAGUCUCAAGCGCCUUCUCAUCAUAGUGGUGGUGAUAGUCCUUGUGGUUGUGGUGAUUGUAGGGGCCCUGCUAAUGGGUCUUCACAUGAGCCAGAAACACACUGAGAUGGUCCUAGAGAUGAGCCUUGGGGGCCCAGAAGCCCAGCAGCGCCUUGCCCUGCAGGAGCGUGCAGGCACCACUGCCACCUUCUCCAUUGGCUCCACUGGCAUCGUAGUGUAUGACUACCAGCGGCUCCUGAUUGCCUAUAAGCCAGCCCCGGGAACCUGUUGCUACAUCAUGAAGAUGGCUCCGGAGAACAUCCCAAGUCUCGAGGCUCUCACUAGAAAGUUCCAGAACUUCCAGGUCAAGCCUGCAGUGUCUACCUCUAAGCUGGGCCAGGAAGAGGGCCACGAUGCUGGCUCAGCAUCCCCUGGGGACCUGGACUUCCUGGGCACCACAGUGAGCACCCUAUGUGGCGAGGUGCCCCUCUACUAUAUCUAGGACUCCGCAGGACCUGUGGAAGCCCCAAGUGAAGAGGAAAGAGCCAUGCGCUAAGGCUCUUCUGCAGAGAGGCAGAAAGCUGCUCCUACCCACACCCCAGACACUGGAGCUGGAGAAAUGGGAGCUGUGGGGAGAGGUGGGAGCGGGCAGAGGAGAUGCGGCUCCUAGGGCCAAGGGGUUCCUAGCACGAAAGAAUAAAGCAGCCUGACUGAAAAACAAA
Messenger RNA from Lontra canadensis (Northern American river otter), 820 nucleotides. It is a transcript of the gene SFTPC, whose product is annotated as surfactant protein C. The transcript has 6 exons. Gene Ontology annotation, biological process: respiratory gaseous exchange by respiratory system. Gene Ontology annotation, cellular component: extracellular region; alveolar lamellar body. NCBI's taxonomy places the organism in Eukaryota, Metazoa, Chordata, Mammalia, Carnivora, Mustelidae. The record is from RefSeq and is a predicted model, not a curated record. The coding region runs from base 28 to 600 and encodes 190 amino acids.